CAAAUCUUUGGAUUUUGUUUUCUUUUUCUUCUAUCAUUCCCUCUUUCAAUCUCUUAAUUUCUCUCAUCCUUUAUUCUGUCACUGUUUCUUAUAUGUCUGCACACCAAAAAAGGAGAAAAAAGCUUGAAAGUUGUCUUUUUAGCAGUGUUAAUUCACUGCUUCAGAGCACCUCAUUUUCUUUUAGAAAACAAACAGAAAGUUAUUCACCCCAUUGUAUUCCCCUCCCUUUUUUUCUUUUUUUGCUUGGGCUUCUUUAAAUCAAGGAAGCUCUGCAAAUUUUGAUAUCUUUUUUGGCUUUUUGUGGGGUUGCAUUUUGGAGUUGAAAUGUGGAGCAAGGAGCUGUUUUUCUGGGUUCUAAAGCAGACCGAAGAAUGGAGGGAGAUUUGAUGGAAUUACAAGAGUUGAUGCUUUACUUUUUGGACUUUUCAUGGAGGUUAUAAUCCGGUUUGGUUCAAGCACCGUAACCAGAUUUGAUGUUAAGCUUCGAUUUGCUGCCAUUAUAUUCCAUAUUUUAUUGAUAUUGUUAUGGUUUGAAGCUGCCACAGCAAAACUUCGGGAGAACCAUCUGCAAUGGGAGGUCCCAGCAAGAGGAAGUAGUAGAAACAUUGUCUCACAUUCAUGUAUUCAUGACCAGAUAGUUGAGCAGAGGAGGCGACCAGGUCGUAAGGUUUACUCGGUUACCCCUCAAGUUUAUGAGCACUCUGGUAUCUCAAAUCAAGUCCAUCACAAAGGAAGGUCGUUGCUUGGGAUUCCUGAAUUGCUUGGGUAUCCAAAGGAUGCUAAGCAACCUAUAAGAAUAUAUUUAAAUUACGAUGCUGUUGGUCAUUCUCAGGAUAGAGAUUGUCAAAAAGUUGGUGACAUUGUGAAGCUUGGGGAGCCUCCUGUGAGUUCACCUCCUGGUACACCCUCCUGCAAUCCUCUCCGUGAUCCUCCAAUUUAUGGUGACUGUUGGUAUAAUUGCACUUUGGAUGAUAUAUCUGGGGAGGACAAACGACUUCGCCUUCGCAAGGCUCUAGGGCAGACAGCUGACUGGUUCAAGAGAGCCUUAGCUGUAGAGCCUGUGAAGGGGAAUUUGAGAUUGAGUGGAUAUUCGGCAUGUGGACAAGAUGGAGGUGUACAACUUCCACGUGAAUAUGUUGAAGAGGGUGUUGCUGAUGCGGACUUGGUCCUUCUUGUGACUACAAGACCUACCACUGGCAACACUUUGGCAUGGGCGGUAGCAUGUGAACGUGACCAAUGGGGCCGUGCAAUUGCCGGUCAUGUGAAUGUCGCUCCUCGGCAUUUAACGGCUGAAGCAGAGACUUUACUUUCAGCUUCUCUUAUCCACGAGGUUAUGCAUGUUCUAGGCUUUGACCCGCAUGCUUUUGCCCACUUUAGGGAUGAGAGAAAAAGGAGACGUAGUCAGGUUACUGAACAGAUCUUGGAUGAAAAACUUGGGAGGAUGGUAACUCAUGUGGUGCUUCCACGUGUUGUCAUGCACUCACGACAUCAUUAUGGGGCAUUCUCAGAAAAUUUUACUGGCUUAGAGCUAGAAGAUGGGGGAGGACGUGGCACAUCAGGAUCUCAUUGGGAAAAAAGGCUUUUGAUGAAUGAGAUAAUGACAGGAUCUGUGGAUACAAGAUCAGUAGUUUCAAAAAUGACUCUGGCUUUGUUGGAGGAUAGUGGAUGGUAUCAAGCUAACUAUAGCAUGGCAGAUCGUCUUGAUUGGGGUCACAACCAAGGAACUGAUUUUGUUACUUCUCCUUGUAAUCUCUGGAAGGGGGCAUAUCAUUGCAAUACAACCAAUUUGUCUGGUUGUACAUAUAAUAGGGAAGCAGAGGGUUACUGCCCUAUUGUUAGUUAUAGUGGGGACCUACCUCAAUGGGCGCGGUAUUUUCCUCAAGCUAACAAGGGUGGUCAGUCCUCGCUGGCUGAUUAUUGCACAUACUUUGUGGCUUACUCUGAUGGAUCCUGUACAGACACUAAUAGUACUAGGUCCCCAGACAGAAUGUUAGGUGAAGUGAGAGGGAGUAGGUCCAGGUGCAUGUCUUCAUCCUUAGUACGUAAGGGUUUUGUGCGUGGUUCUAUGACCCAAGGAAAUGGUUGUUACCAGCACAGAUGUGUAAAUAACUCAUUAGAGGUUGCUGUGGAUGGUAUUUGGAAGGUGUGUCCAGAAGCUGGUGGACCAGUUCACUUCCCUGGUUUUAAUGGUGAACUGAUUUGUCCUGCUUACCAUGAACUCUGUAGCACUGGCCCUGUUUCUUUGUCUGGGCAAUGUGCCAAUUCUUGUAAUUUUAAUGGUGACUGUGUCAGUGGAAAAUGUCAUUGUUUUCUUGGGUUUCAUGGUCAUGAUUGUAGUAAAAGAUCUUGCCCUAGCGAUUGCAAUGGGCAUGGAAAGUGCCUGUUGAAUGGGGUCUGUGAAUGUGAAAUUGGUCAUACUGGCAUUGACUGCUCCACUGCUGUUUGCGAUGAACAAUGCAGCCUGCAUGGUGGUGUCUGUGACAAUGGAAUCUGUGAGUUCCGCUGCUCUGACUAUGCAGGCUACACCUGCCAGAAGAGCUCCACUCUCCUCUCUAGUCUUUCAGUAUGCAAAAAUGUGUUGGAGAGGGAGUUGUCUGGGCAACAUUGUGCACCCAGUGAGGCAAGUAUAUUACAGCAGCUAGAAGAAGUUGUUAUCAUGCCCAAUUACCACCGUCUAUUCCCAGGUGGUGCUCGAAAAUUGUUUAAUAAUCUCUUUGGGAGCAGCUACUGUGAUGCAGCUGCCAAGCGACUGGCCUGCUGGAUCUCCAUCCAAAAAUGUGAUAAUGAUGGGAACAACAGACUACGGGUCUGCCAUUCAGCAUGUCAGUCGUAUAAUUUAGCUUGUGGAGCAUCACUAGACUGCUCAGACCAAACUCUCUUUAGUAGUGAGGAGGAAGGCGAGGGCCAAUGCACUGGCUCUGGCGAGAUUAAGCUUUCAUGGUUUAAUAGCUUGCGAAGUAGUUUAUUUUCAAGCAAUACGUCCUUGAAAGGAAUGUAAAAUAUAUGUAGUUUUAGUCUUUUAGCCCCCCACCUUUGUUUUUUUCGUUUCCAAUCCCAUGUUCCUCGCCUCCAUUUCUUCUAAUUUUGGCUUGUAAUUUUCAAGGGUUGCAAGUGUAGGAAAGGUGGUGGCACGUAAUACUGUGCCAUAGGGUAGAGUUUGUUUGUUCUUGGCCCAAAAAUCAAUUAGAAAAUUUGGGCAAGAUUUGUCUUUCCACCAUGAAAGCCACAUGUAGAGAAAAUUGAAAAUGUAUUGAAAAGCAACGAAAAAUGGAAAAAAAAGAAAAGAAAAGAAAAAAGAAAGCUCUUCUGAGCGGACGACCAAAUGUAUGGCCGAAGGCCUUGAAAAGAAAGGAAAAGUCUCAUAUAUUUCUUUAUAUUUUAU
Messenger RNA from Durio zibethinus, 3382 nucleotides. RefSeq lists its product as uncharacterized. Lineage: Eukaryota; Viridiplantae; Streptophyta; Magnoliopsida; Malvales; Malvaceae. Gene Ontology annotation, biological process: cell adhesion; proteolysis. The record is from RefSeq and is a predicted model, not a curated record. Gene Ontology annotation, molecular function: metalloendopeptidase activity. Gene Ontology annotation, cellular component: membrane; cytoplasm.